AUGCGCCGUUCCCAGCGCCUGAGCUCUUCAGGCACCAAAAGCCGCUACUUCGAGCAUGACGUCGAUGAGUCCGAAGAUUCGGUAAACCCACGCGCCGCCCCCAGACGCAAACCCAAACCCAAGGCGCCAUCAUCAAGCUCCGGAGACGAGCUUGCUGACGGGGACAAGUUCGAGCAAGACUUCGAGGAAUCCUCUGCUGACGACGGUUCCGAGGCUGUCGAGUCCGAAGCUCCCUCCCAACGCAAGAGGGGCCGGCCCCCCAAGUCAACCCCUGGAAAGAGGGCCAUCAUUGACAACGAUGAUGAAGGCGCUGCUCGUCCUAGGAAACGGGGACGACCAACCAGGGCAGUCCCCUCAAAGAAGAGCAACAAACCCACGACCAAGGGCCGCGCGGACCAAGUCAGCGAGGAUGAUGAUGAUGAUGAUGAUGAUGACGACGACGACGAUGGCCCGCGGGUAGAGUUCAUCCCUCUCCCCAAGCUACGCGAUACUGGCGGCAUCGAGUACCAACCGGAGGCGAUACAUCCAAACACCAUGGAGUUCCUCAAAGAUCUCAAGGCGAAUAACAAGAGGAAUUGGCUCAAGUUGCGCGACCCAGAGUAUCGCAGGUCUCUCAAGGACUGGGACUCGUUCGUUGAGACUCUCACAGAGAAGAUCAUCGAGGCGGAUGAGACGAUACCCGAACUUCCUCUCAAGGACGUCAUCUUCCGAAUCUAUCGGGACAUCCGCUUCAGCAAGGACCCGACGCCCUACAAGCCACACUACUCAGCUGCCUGGUCAAGAACGGGCAGGAAAGGCCCUUAUGCAUGCUACUAUGUCCAUUGCGAACCUGGGAGCUGUUUCGUCGGCGGCGGUCUGUGGCAUCCUGACAAGGAUGCUCUGGCCAGGCUCCGUGCCAGCAUCGAUGAGAGGCCGCACCGGAUUCGGCGCGUUCUCAUGAAUGCGGAUUUUCGACGGACCUUUCUGCCCAAGGCCAAGAACGACGAAAAGUCUGUGAUUGCUGCAUUUGCCGAGUCUAAUCAGGAAAACGCACUGAAGAUCAGGCCGCAGGGGUUCCACCCAGAGCACCGCGACAUUGAGCUCCUAAAACUGCGCAACUACACAGUCGGAAAGAAGAUCAAGGACUCGGACCUUACCGGCGCCGAUGCUCAGGAAAAGAUCAUGGCCAUCAUCACCCCCAUGGUCGAAUAUGUCACUUUUCUGAAUACAGUCGUGAUGCCUGAUCCCAAUUUCGAUUCCGACUCCGAGUCUGAGGGCGACGCAGAUGAUCAUGACGACGAGGAGUAG
Molecule: messenger RNA, 1287 nt
Organism: Neoarthrinium moseri
Lineage: Eukaryota; Fungi; Ascomycota; Sordariomycetes; Amphisphaeriales; Apiosporaceae
Exons: 5
Coding region: 1-1287 (428 amino acids)
Source: RefSeq, a predicted model, not a curated record